GGUCGGGUCUGUCAACAUCCGGGUUUGGAGACGCCCAGCUUAUGAAAUGCGGCCACCUGGUUGGUCCACCGGCCGCAGCGGCAAAGAAGCCGGAAGUGUCGGCGCAGUCGUGUGCUCAUCGCGGAGUCCGAUGGAUUUGUGUCAAGCUAAAAGUGAGAUACGGCAGCUUCUGAGCAGGGUUGAACCUUCUCAGGUGCCGAAGCUGCUCGACUGGCUCCGCAACUCAGAGGACCUGGACGAGUUGCGAGUCGACAACGGCAAAGUCAUCCUGAGGUCCAUCGCGGAAGAAAUCAGGAAGGGGCUCCCCCCGGACGCCAUGUUGCCGUGUGAGCUCAUCGCCCAGCACAAGAUGCGGCAGCAUUCGCGUCCCACCGCCCACGUGGACGCCUUCUUGUACGAGGACGACUACGUGGACGCCCUUUGCGAGACGGGACGGAUGAGCCGCAGCUACUGCCGCGAGUGCGGCUCCCGCCGCACGGCGCCGCUGGACUUCGUGUCGCACUCGUUCUCCGCGUGCGAGCUGCUCUUCCUCUUCCAAAACGUUCUGCCGGACCUGAGCGGCCGCACGCUCGUGGACGUCGGAUCGCGACUGGGGGCCGUGCUCUACGGGGGGUUCGUGUACAGCUCGGCGUCGCGGCUGGUCGGCGUGGAGCUCAGCGAGGAGUUUGUGGGCCUGCAGAACAAAAUGGUGCACAAGUACGGGAUGAACCCGAGGGUGGAGGUCGUCCACGCCGACGUGCGCACGCAGGCGGUUCUGCUGCAGACCGCCGACGUUCUGGUCAUGAACAACGUCUUUGAGUACUUCAUGGAGCCCGGCGAACAAGUCAGGGCCUGGAGGUUUAUCAUGCAGGCGUUCAGGAAACCAGGUUCUCUGCUGGUGACGGUUCCCAGUCUGGAGGACUCUCUCCAGCCCCUGCAGGUGGCGCUGCCGACCGGCUGGGUGGAGGAACUUCCUGUGGACUACGACGUUUACGUGGGUAAAGACGCAGACCCCGAGGAUCUGCAACAGUUCCACCUUUACAGGGUCUUGUGACUAGACAAUGACUGGACUUGGAGCGUCCACCUGUGUAAAUCUCCCCACAACAAUAAAAAAAAAUAUUCACGUUU
Syngnathoides biaculeatus (alligator pipefish) is the source of this 1107-nucleotide messenger RNA. RefSeq lists its product as uncharacterized. Bases 47 to 1033 code for a protein of 328 amino acids. NCBI's taxonomy places the organism in Eukaryota, Metazoa, Chordata, Actinopteri, Syngnathiformes, Syngnathidae. Gene Ontology annotation, molecular function: S-adenosylmethionine-dependent methyltransferase activity. The transcript is spliced from 8 exons. The record is from RefSeq and is a predicted model, not a curated record.